This is a messenger RNA of Oncorhynchus gorbuscha (pink salmon), 2007 nucleotides long. Its product is annotated as proteinase-activated receptor 2-like. The record is from RefSeq and is a predicted model, not a curated record. The transcript is spliced from 2 exons. Gene Ontology annotation, biological process: blood coagulation; thrombin-activated receptor signaling pathway; phospholipase C-activating G protein-coupled receptor signaling pathway. Gene Ontology annotation, molecular function: hormone activity; thrombin-activated receptor activity. Lineage: Eukaryota; Metazoa; Chordata; Actinopteri; Salmoniformes; Salmonidae. Gene Ontology annotation, cellular component: membrane; extracellular region. Bases 360 to 1355 code for a protein of 331 amino acids.
GAGAUCCUACUGGAGCCAGUCAGCCUGAGGAGACAGGUUUUUUCUCUUCCCACCUGUUAUGUGAGGGCGGGAUGUGGUACUUCCUCUUUCGUUCACUUUAACGUCGUGCGGACAGAAGGAAUCCACAAACAAACGCGCCGUCGGCAUUCAACACUCUUCAGACAUCGCAGAUAGAUUGCUGCUGGAUCCUUUUGUGGAAGUUAACAUGAGUUUUAAGCCACAUUGUUUGAAACUGAUAUUUUUAUUGGCCUGUGCCGGGCACUGUAUGUCUCAGGAAACUGAUCGAUGCUGAUGUUAUCAACCGAGGCUUCACGGGGACCGAGUCACCGGAAGGAGUGUGGGUCUCCCAGACGGCCCACAUGGUCCUGGACAGUCGUCUGACCACGGUGUUCCUCCCCAUCGUCUACAUCGUGGUGUUUGCUGUGGGGCUCCCCACCAACGCCAUGGCCAUCUGGGUCUUCCUGUUCAGGACCAAGAAGAAGCACCCUGCCGCCAUCUACAUGGCCAACCUGGCUCUGUCCGACCUGCUCUUUGUCAUCUGGACUCCCCUGAAGAUCGCCUACCACUUCAACGGUAACGACUGGAUCUAUGGUGAGGGGUUGUGUAAAGUCCUGGUGGGCUUCUUCUACGGGAACAUGUACUGCUCCAUCCUCUUCAUCACCUGUCUGAGUGUCCAGCGCUACUGGGCCAUCGUCAAACCACUCUCCCAGAAUAGGAGAAAUAACGAGGUAGCCAUCGGCGUCUCUGUCGCAGUCUGGGUGGGGGUCUGGCUGAUGACCACCCCUCUCUACCUCUAUGACCAGACGGUCACAGUGACCAACCUCAACAUCAUCACAUGCCACGACGUCACCCGACCCAGCCAGAAUAGCAUGGCCGCAGGCUACUUCCUGACCAUGGGAAUCCUGGGAUUUGUAGUUCCCACCGUGGUGUGCGUGGUGGCCUACAUUCUGAUGCUCAAGUCCCUGAGGAACUCCAUGACAGAUGCCAGCAUCACUAAGAAUCGGCGCAAGGCGGUGGUGCUAAUCAUCACGGUGUUGGUCAUGUUCCUGGUCUGUUUCACCCCCAGUAACAUCAUGCUGCUGGUGCACUACUCCCUCCUGCUGGCCGGAGGCGUGAACAACGGCUACGGCUUCUACAUCUCUACCCUGUGUCUGGCCGCCCUCAACAGCUGCCUGGAUCCAUUCAUCUACUACUUCAUCUCAGAGGAGUUCAGGCAGCAUGUGAAAAACACCCUGAGAUGCCGCAGCGAGAGGACGGUGGAGAGGAUGAGGGUCUCGUUCAACGCUCUGAAGUACUCCAAAAAGAGUAGCACCUACACUUCAGACUCUGGGAAAACGCAGAGCAGCUCCUGUUAAGGGGAGGGUGGGGGGUUUGUCAUGUGGAGAUAGUUGGCUGUACUGAUGUUUUUCAAAGAACUGGAUGGGUGAAAGGGAAUACCGGGUUGAUGUCGAUUUACCAUGUUUCUUUCACCUGACAUCUGUUGUCAUCAGUAUCAAUGGAGACGAAGCCUGAGACUACUUCAUAUAUUAUGUGCUUAUUACAUUGCCUUCUCUCAUCAUACAUUUUUUUUUGGUUUUGUGCAGAUUUUGUUGGUUUUAUGUAGAGGACAAAAUUGCUAAGUGUGAAGUGGCAUUGUUAUUAUUCUGUGUUUCUGAUCCAUUCCCCACAUUUAAAUAGUCUGAUGUCCAUUACGUUUGUUCCAGCACAGCAGCUCUCUAAAACUGUAAACGUAGUUCUCAGUGCCAUAUAGCACUGACCCUUCACUUCUGGUAAUGUGCACUGUACUUUAUUAAAUGAGCCAUACUUGACCUAAAUCAUGCAUCGAUGAUCUUUGUAGCACCUAUGCGUCCUUGUAAAUGCACAUCUGAUUGACUCAGGUGACAUGUAUAAAUUGUUUUAUUUAUUGUUCUUAUAUAAAAAAAAAUAUAGUGUAUACAUUUUUCUUUUUCUGCAUGUUGCGAUGAAGCAUGUCAUGUCUUUAUUUUUUUAUUAAAAAAUUAAAUUCUA